Molecule: messenger RNA, 2028 nt
Organism: Sphenostylis stenocarpa
Lineage: Eukaryota; Viridiplantae; Streptophyta; Magnoliopsida; Fabales; Fabaceae
Source: the annotation of a GenBank genome assembly
AUGGUGCAGGUGAUGAUAAAGAAUCUUGAGCAGGUAUUGUCGAUGAUUUUAAAUUCAUUUUGUGAUCCCCAUCCUCGAGUGCGAUGGGCAGCUAUAAAUGCGAUUGGGCAGUUGUCCACGGAUUUGGGGCCAGAUUUGCAGGUUAAAUUUCACCACUUAGUGCUUCCUGCUUUGGCCGGAGCCAUGGAUGAUUUUCAAAAUCCAAGAGUACAGGCUCAUGCUGCUUCUGCAGUGCUAAAUUUCACUGAGAAUUGUACCCCUGAUAUUCUAACACCUUACUUAGAUGGGAUUGUGAGCAAACUUUUGGUACUCUUGCAGAAUGGGAAACAAAUGGUUCAAGAAGGGGCUUUGACAGCUUUAGCAUCAGUUGCAGAUUCUUCACAGGAGCAAUUUCAGAAGUAUUAUGAUGCCGUGAUGCCAUACUUAAAAGCUAUUCUGGUGAAUGCAAAUGAUAAAUCUAAUCGUAUGCUUCGUGCCAAAGCCAUGGAGUGCAUUAGUUUGGUAGGAAUGGCUGUUGGAAAGGAGAAGUUCAGAGAUGAUGCCAAACAGGUCAUGGAUGUCUUGAUGUCACUGCAACAAUCUCAACUAGAUGCUGAUGAUCCAACUGCUAGUUACAUGUUACAAGCAUGGGCACGGCUUUGCAAGUGCCUUGGGCAGGAUUUUCUCCCGUAUAUGGGUUUUGUGAUGCCUCCUUUGAUCCAGUCUGCACAACUUAAGCCUGAUGUGACCAUUACAUCAGCGGAUUCUGAUACUGAAUUUGAUGAAGAUGAUGACAGAGUUUCCACUGCUGCAGUAGAGCAGGGCCGAGAGGUGGUGAGGGGUGACACAAACUUUGUUGCCUUCUGUUUUGGAGUUGUGGUCUGGGUGUUUUCUGGAUUUGUGGCUGUGAAAGCCCAACUGAAAACUGCAGUACCAACACUCCACUCCACACAACCUCCAGUUUACUGCCGUCCUUCCAUUUGUGUUCUGUCACAGGACCGUCUCAUUUUGAGGGGCAUUGAAACAAUCACACUUGGGGACAAAAGGAUAGGCAUCAAGACUAGUGUCUUGGAAGAGAAGGCUACUGCUUGUAACAUGCUAUGUUGCUAUGCUGACGAGUUGAAGGAAGGAUUUUUUCCUUGGAUUGACCAGGUUGCUUUCACAUUGGUUCCUCUUCUUAAAUUUUACUUCCAUGAAGAAGUUAGGAAGGCAGCAGUUUCAGCUAUGCCAGAACUGUUGUCCUCAGCAAAAUCAGCUCUAGAGAAGGGACAAUCACAAGGUCGGGAUGAGACUUACUUAAAGCAGUUGUCUGAUUAUAUAAUACCAAAUUUGGUGGAGGCUUUACACAAGGAGCCAGAAGUAGAAAUUUGUGCAACCAUGUUGGAUGCAUUGAAUGAAUGUAUACAGGUGUCUGGGCAACAUCUAAAUGAAAAGCAAGUACGGAGCAUUGUUGAUGAAAUUAAACAAGUCCUUACAGCCAGCUCAUCAAGAAAACAUGAAAGAGCAGAGAGGGCCAAAGAAGAAGACUUUGAUGCUGAAGAAAGAGAACUACUCAAGGAAGAAAAUGAGCAAGAAGAGGAUCUUUUUGAUGAAGUUGGUGAUUGCUUGGGAACUUUGAUAAAGACAUUCAGGAUAUCCUUCUUGCCUUUCUUUGAUGAGUUGUCCUCAUACAUAACACCUAUGUUUGCUGCUGUUUAUGGUGUUGGUGUUUGUGCUGAGUUUGGUGGAUCUGUUUUCAAACCCCUUGUUGGAGAGGCACUCUCAAGGUUAGAUGCUGUGAUAAGGCAUCCAAAUGCACAACAUCCUGAUAACGUAAUGGCCUAUGACAAUGCUGUUUCAGCCCUUGGAAAAAUAUGCCAGUUUCACCGUGAUAGUAUAAAUGCAACACAGGUUGUUCCUGCCUGGUUGAGUUGCUUGCCUAUAAAAGGUGAUUUAAUUGAGGCUAAGGUUGUGCACGACCAACUUUGUUCAAUGGUUGAAAGAUCAGAUACAGAACUUAUAGGUCCCAACAAUCAAUAUCUUCCCAAAAUUGUUGCAGUUUUUGCUGAG